Messenger RNA from Chara braunii, 949 nucleotides. NCBI's taxonomy places the organism in Eukaryota, Viridiplantae, Streptophyta, Charophyceae, Charales, Characeae. The record is from the annotation of a GenBank genome assembly.
GCGGGAGGACGAGCGGGAGGAGGAGCGGCAGGGGAACCGGGGAGGGGGUUAGGAGCGGGAGGAGGAUGACGGGAAACGGGAAGGGGCCGAGGAGGAGAGGGAGGAGGACUGGGAGAAGGGACGGGGAAGGAGCGGGAGUGGAGCUAUGGCGAGCGAAGAGGAGCGGGAGAAGGAGGGGGAUGCAGUCGGGGAGAGCGGGCAGGGGAAAAAAAAGCGGGAGGAAGUGGUCGGGUCGGAAAAGGCCAGGAAUGAAGCGGCUCCCGUUCGAGUCGUGCGGGUUGUGGACCGUGGCAUGCGGUUGGAGAGGGUGGCAUGCACUCAGCGAGCGCGGGCGCAGGCGAUCGUUCGGGAGCGAAGCGGGAGGAGGAGCGGGAGGAGGAGCAGCAGGGGAAACGGGGAGGGGGUUAGGAGCAGGAGGAGCACAACGGGAAACGGGGAGGGGGUUAGGAGCAGGAGGAGCACAACGGGAAACGGGAAGGGGCAGAGGAGGAGCGGAGGAGGACUGGGAUAAGGGACGGCCAAGGAGCGGGAGCGGGGCUAUGGCGAGCGAAGAGGAGCGGGAGAAGGAGGGGGAGGAGGAAGGGGGGGAAGAGCAGGAGAAGCAGUGGGAGGAGCAGAAGCAGCAGGAGCAGGAGGAGGAGCAAGAGGGGGAGCGGGAGAAGGAGAGGGAGGAGGAGACGGGGGAUAAGUGGGAGAAGGAGUGGGAGCGGGGUUAUGGCGGGAUCUUUGUCACGUUGUUUGGUGGACGAGGAGUUAGAGGACGAGGAGUGGGAGGAGAGGGAGAACGAGCGGGAGGGGAAACGGGAAGGGGUGGAGGAGGCGCGGGAGUUGGGGGGGGAGUGGACAUUGAUUGAUUGAACAAUCCAAAAAAAAAAAAAAAGAUCGCCGCGUUCUCCUUUUUUGUUCUCCUUUUUUUGUUUUUGUCUUUCAAUCAAUCAAAUCAACCAUG